GAAAAUAUGUUGAGAGCAUAAAUGGUCGAUAACAAUUCAAAAAAAUGGUCCAUUGGUUUAGAAUUCGUCCAAUUUCAAAAAAACUGUUCCCAUCAUCGCGUAAUUGGUAGAUCUCCAUAUAAAGCUUUAUUUGGUUGUGAUCCGAAAUUAGAUUUAACAACUCCAAAAUUACCAUCAGAAAUGUUGCAAAAAAUAUCAACUGAAGAGGAUUUACUGAUGUAUAGCAAAGACUCAGAUGAUCCACAUUCUACGAUUAAAAUUAUCGCUUCACGUUGUAGUCUUUGUGGCAAUGAAAUAACGGUGGAAAUCAAUUCUGCUAGUUUUAUUGUUUGUAACUUAUGCAAAAAUAAUGAAAACAUCAGUGGAUCAAGACAACAAGGAUUAAAAGGCUUACAAAAGGCUGUGGAAAAAAUGUUAAAGAUAAGUAACCUUAAGGUUACUCAAUUUAAAGUCGAAGAUUGUGUUGUAGUUCCAGUUCCUAAGAUGGAUAGAGGUUCAUCAUACUCGGUGAAUAUAAUUGCCAUAGUCACAGAACAAAAAAAUGAGCUAAAUCGUCUUGGAACCAAACACGAAUUAAUUAAGGGAUGGUUCAAUUCUUCAAUUCUUCAACCAGCUACAUCUAAUUUUAUUAACAUAACAGAAGUCAAUAAAGCAAAAGAUUUAAGUCUAAGGGGAAUAGUGGCUUUAACAACAAGAGGGCAAGUUUUUCAUAGUUGUAAUUGCAGGGGCAAUUGUGAAACGAAAAAAUGUGCCUGCUUUAAAUCAAAUCUCAAAUGUAAUAGCCAGCCGUUGCCAUAAUACUACCCCUUGUUCAAACAAACUUUAUAAUACUACUUUAUAAUAAUAUAAUUUUUUUUAUUAAUA
Messenger RNA from Sipha flava (yellow sugarcane aphid), 864 nucleotides. RefSeq lists its product as uncharacterized. The coding region runs from base 22 to 798 and encodes 258 amino acids. The transcript is spliced from 2 exons. NCBI's taxonomy places the organism in Eukaryota, Metazoa, Arthropoda, Insecta, Hemiptera, Aphididae. The record is from RefSeq and is a predicted model, not a curated record. Gene Ontology annotation, molecular function: nucleic acid binding.